Messenger RNA from Hypoxylon trugodes, 796 nucleotides. RefSeq lists its product as uncharacterized. Bases 130 to 420 code for a protein of 96 amino acids. NCBI's taxonomy places the organism in Eukaryota, Fungi, Ascomycota, Sordariomycetes, Xylariales, Hypoxylaceae. The transcript has a single exon. The record is from RefSeq and is a predicted model, not a curated record.
AAUACCUAUUCAACACGUUAACAGCCAAUUUAGAGUGGUAUUUCGUAAUCACGAGCGGAACUGAAAUGUAUGUCAUACGAUUAUUCUUAAUUGAAACCAACAACCUACUAAAACCAGAAAUCCCUUGCAAUGAUUGUUGAUCUACCUGAGGGACCUAUUACGCAAUUAGGAAAAGUGAUGUGGGCUGUUGGUUUCUUUUUCUCUUGCGGGCGCGUAACCCUGAUUGGAAUGUCUACAACGGCGCGUAGGAUGAAAAUCAAGGAUCGAGUAGUGACUAACAUAAAUAGUGUCCUUCCUGUUGGGCUAAUCAUCUGGGUCUUCACAAUUUCGACUAAGCCACGAUUUAUGCUACGAAAUUACGUGGAAUAUCCAGACACAACUAUACUUAUUUUGUAUUCUGGCCCUUCUAGUCCUUCCUAGUGUGAUCGUUUUGUUAAUUUUCCAUUUCCAAGAACAGAUAUCCUUUAUUCCAGUUCUUCUUAGACUUUCUUAAUCCAACCUGUCUAUCUGGAAUGAGGGCUUGCUUUUGUUUCGCUUUAGCGCUGAAGGGAGCAACGAAGCUCCCUAAAGUCCCUUAGCUUACUCGUUGUAGGCAAUUCCAUUCAUUUUAUCUACCUAUACAGAACAACUACCUAGGUAGCUUUAUACCAUGUUAUCCCGACCGAUAUCUCGAAAUUUUACGAUAAUCUGGGUUUUCAUUUUGGCCUUAUUAUAUCUUUUAUUUUGCAGGUCAAGUUCCAUAAGUGGAAAUUAUUUUCAGGGGAAUUUUCAACCAUCAUGCGAUUCUCUUUCAGGG